AUGAGUGUUCCUGAAGCAGGGACUGCCUGGGAUGGGGCGCAGAGGACACGGACCCGGGCCUUCUGCUCCUUGUGCGUCUGGGGUGGGCCUGGGGGGCUGGGCUGCUCCCCCACCAUGAGGGCUUCUGGCUGGGCCCUGGGGCUCCUGCCACUUCUGCUGCUGCUUCCCGGAGCUGAGGGCCAGAUCCAGGUGUGCUCUGUGUCCCCUGACUGGAUCGAGGUGUAUGAGAACGAGCUUCCCACACAAGCCGUGGCCACGGUCACAGAGCCCCUCGGGCAGAUGGUCGUCCUGAGCUCUACUUCCAAUCCAAUCUUCGAGCUCAAGAAUAGGGGGCUGAGGCUCACCAGAGAACCCGAUUUUGAGACAGAGCGUGUGCUGACUGCAAACCUGGACUGCAAGGAAGGGAAUAUCGUGGUGACCAGGCUGACCGUGACUGUGGUAGUCCUCAAUGUCAAUGACGAGCCCCCCCUGUUUCCCUUUUCCAGCAAAACCUGGAACGUCAGCGAGAACACCAUCGUGGGGACCACUGUUAUACCGGCCACAGAACUGGCAGCCACAGACAAAGAUGAGGACACACUCUUCUACACUCUCUUAGGGCAGAGCCCCCCGGGUGCAGACAAGGUUUUCUCCCUGGCUGGGGUUAACUCCCCCGCCCUGCAGCUGGCCCAGGCUCUGGACUAUGACAAGAUGCCAUCCAUGGUCUUCCACCUUCUGGUCAGGGACACUCCCGAACCGGAGGCCAAGCCCAGCCACACGGCCACAGCCUCCAUCACAAUCCAAGUGAUUCCUGCCGACAUGCGCCCGCCCUGGUUCUUGCCCUGCCGGUUUACCGAUGGGCGGAUCUGCAUCCACGCCGAGUACAGCGGAGCAGUGGCCACUGGCUUGGUCCUGACAUCACCCUUCACCUUCUCACCUGGGCCUGUGUAUGCUGUUGAUGGGGACACGGCCAUCAAUGAGCAGAUAAGAUACAGCAUUAUUGGGGGGAACCCGGACAACACUUUUCAGAUUGGCGAGGACUCGGGCAACGUCACCAUGACCAAAGCCAUCCCCAGGCCCACCAUCCUCACCAUGCAGGUCCAGGUGAGAAGUGGCUCUGGCUGCUGCUCCCCUCCCUAGCUCUUCCCCACGGGAAGGCUGCCCCCCCGCUCUGAGGCU
This is a messenger RNA of Sarcophilus harrisii (Tasmanian devil), 1155 nucleotides long. It is a transcript of the gene CDHR5, whose product is annotated as cadherin related family member 5. The coding region runs from base 1 to 1116 and encodes 371 amino acids. NCBI's taxonomy places the organism in Eukaryota, Metazoa, Chordata, Mammalia, Dasyuromorphia, Dasyuridae. The transcript has 10 exons. Gene Ontology annotation, cellular component: membrane; adherens junction; catenin complex. Gene Ontology annotation, biological process: multicellular organism development; homophilic cell-cell adhesion; cell morphogenesis. The record is from RefSeq and is a predicted model, not a curated record. Gene Ontology annotation, molecular function: calcium ion binding; cadherin binding.